Messenger RNA from Thunnus maccoyii (southern bluefin tuna), 2390 nucleotides. RefSeq names its product interferon-induced protein 44-like. Lineage: Eukaryota; Metazoa; Chordata; Actinopteri; Scombriformes; Scombridae. The transcript is spliced from 8 exons. The record is from RefSeq and is a predicted model, not a curated record. Bases 566 to 1450 code for a protein of 294 amino acids.
AUCAUAUCAAACUAGCCAGCAUGGUGUUAUCACCACCAGCAUGCUACUCAUCCCACCAAUCAACAGUCACAUAAUCACCCUCAGCUACCUCAUCUUAAACCGGGCUCAGACUGCAGAAGUUUUAAAAUCCUAACUGAUUUUGAAAGUGGAUUGCAUCAUGCAUUUAAGAAGACAAACUAACCAGGAGUCUAACAAUAUGUUAAGCUAGCAUGAAGUUUAGUGGUGAUAAUAAAAAUCAAUGUUGCUUCCUCUUUGAGUUUUACUGAAAAUGUGUCCCACUAUCUGUGAGGUUGUUUCGAUCUGCAACAUAUCAGUUCAGACACAAAGACAAAACAUCCUGAUGAAAAUGAAACUGAAUGUGCAGUUUGUGGUCUGAAGAGAACGAGAUGAACGUGUCUUCUGUCAUGUGAGUCUACAAAAUACAAGUACAAUAGGAGUGGGAGGAUCAUUUAAUAUGUUAAUUACUGUACUGACGUUACAGGAGACUAUAAAUUACCACACUUAGUCCAAGGCUCACAUUCAGUCUUUGACUUUGUUCCAGCAGGACAACAACAACAACACAGCUAUGGGAUCAAAAGGCUCUAAAUCACCUACGCCGUCUCCAUUUCUCAACACACCAUGGAGAGAAAUAAACUGGAGUGACAAACAGAGCGCUCUGCAGUAUGUGAAGAACUACAAACCUCACAUUGAAGGUCGGCAGCUCAGGAUUCUUCUUCAUGGACCAGUUGGAGCUGGAAAGUCCAGUUUCAUCAACUCUGUUAAAAGUGUCUUACGAGGCAAGAUGUGCGCACUGGCCUUGGUGGAUAGCACCUCUGCUGGCUGUUUCACCAACACGUACACAACCUACAAGAUCGAAAAGGAAACCCCGAACACCUUUCACCCUUUUGUCUUCAAUGACAUCAUGGGCCUAACCGAAGGCAAAGGUGUCCUUGUGGACGAUGUCAAACUGGCUUUGAAGGGACAUGUGAAGGAGAAUUACAAGUUCAAUCCUGAAUCUAAAUUGUCAGAAGGCGACCAAUUCUACAACGCAACAGUAAAUCCCAAUGAUACAGUGGAUGUCCUGGUUUGUGUCAUUCCUGCCGACACAGCACAUCUAAUGACAGACAAAACUCUGCGGAAGAUUCGGGAAAUCAGGACAGCAGCCAGUCGACUAGGGAUUCCUCAAGUGGCCAUUCUCACCAAAAUUGAUCAGACCUGUCCUGAGAUCAAAGAAGAUUUAAAGAUAGUCUACAAGUCCGCCGUCGUGAAGGAGGAGAUAGAGCAGUUCAGUGUGAACGCGGGAAUCCCAAUGAACUGCAUCUUCCCCGUGAAAAACUACUCUGAAGAAAUCGACCUUAACGAUGACACCGACUCACUGAUCCUGAGCGCGCUGAAACACAUCAUCAACUUUGGAGAAGACUUCAUGAACCACAAAAUGAAUCAGGCGGAAGGUUCACACGGAUAUGCUUGAAGACAACAUAAAAAAGGUUGUAUGUCAUGACAAAUGUGCUAUUAUCCAGCAGGAUUUAUACAUUAAAACAAACUACAUUAUUUGUAUUACUUUUUGCUUGUUUGUAUGCAUUAUCUAUAUGGUAUCAGAAAUUAGUUAAAAACUCUUCAUGACAACUUCGAAUGAAUUCAAUCUAUAAAGCUCAAACACCCUCCUCUGCCUCAGAGUUACAAACUGGAAUACAUCAAUGAAUCAAUGAAUUACAAUUUAGGGAUGAUUUCCAUCCAAGAGCAAGCAGUGUUGAGGCGGUACUCGUCACACCAGAAAGUCAAAUCAAAUCUGCAGGAAGCUUUAGCAGGAGGCCACCACCGCUGGGUGGUGAGGACACUGGAAGUGUUGCUGGUUUUUCAGCAGCACUUCCAGUGUCCUGCUGUGCUUGUCAGCCUUCCAGAGGAUCAGAAUUUACAUCAGGAAUGGCUCAAAUUAAUUUUUGGAGACAAACUCUAAGCUAGUGACAGCUUUUGGAAAGCAAUAUUGCACUGACUUACUAAUUUAAAACUAAAAUCAAUAUUAAUCUAAUAUAAAUAAAGUGCACUAUGUCUAUAGUACCCUUAAAAAAAGAGUUACAAGAUUCUCCUAAGAAAGAAGUUACUUUUAUUGCACAGUUUUAAAAUAAUUUUGGCACAUCAAUCUAAUGAUCAGGCCUUCAGAAACAGCCAUACAGUUACAUGUACUAAUUGAGCAUAACUUUGCUAGUUAACAUUCGCAAAGCUCACGUACAUGUGGCUUGCAGUUUAGCAUUAGGUUUAAGUUAACUGUGAAGCUUGCUUGUAUCAAUGACCACAAAAACAGUGUACCUGUUAUAUGGACUUAAGUGUUGGCUUCUAAGCUCAGCCCACCACAUCAACCUGCUGGAGCUCACAGCAGUUCAGAAGAUGUUUCUCCACUUUGCCCCAGAGCU